Pistacia vera is the source of this 1344-nucleotide messenger RNA. Its product is annotated as protein CANDIDATE G-PROTEIN COUPLED RECEPTOR 2-like. The record is from RefSeq and is a predicted model, not a curated record. NCBI's taxonomy places the organism in Eukaryota, Viridiplantae, Streptophyta, Magnoliopsida, Sapindales, Anacardiaceae. Gene Ontology annotation, molecular function: G protein-coupled receptor activity. Bases 78 to 1013 code for a protein of 311 amino acids. Gene Ontology annotation, cellular component: plasma membrane. The transcript is spliced from 6 exons. Gene Ontology annotation, biological process: G protein-coupled receptor signaling pathway.
CCAUUCCGUUUAUAAUCUGAAAGACAGUUUGUUCACCAACUCUUCAAGGAUUAGGUUUUCUGUGAUCAAUCGCAAAAAUGCGAGCUCUUGAGGAAAUUUCAAAACUCCCAAUUUCUGCAAUUACUCAAUUACAAAACCCUAAUUCCAAUUCUUCUUCAACUUUCCAACACGGUCCGGUUCUUGGCCCACAACUCUACAAUUGGCUAUUUCAGUGUCAUGGGUUCUUACACAACGUCUUUUUGAUUGUAUCUUCGCUUCUAUUUGUACUCUACUUGGCGUUUCAAGCCAAAAGGAGCUUCUUUAAAUUAUCCAAUGGGCGAUCCUCUAUUAUGAUUGCUUAUUAUGGCUGUCUUUGGAUUGUUAGCUUGCUCAAUCUGGCUUGGUGUUGCUUUCAGGCAUGGGAGUGCACUGCUGGGAAGGAAGUUCCAUGGAAUAUCUUAUCUUUGUUUACAACAUCUGGAAUGCUGUUUUUGGAAGUAAGCUUGCUGGCCUUUUUAUUCCAAGGGAAUUAUGCCAGUGGGUCGGAAGCCUUAACACGGACUUUUGUUGUCUCAGGACUCAUUUUAGGGUUGGAUAUACUUCUGAAGGCAAUUUACCUUUUCGGGUUCGGGGUCCCUCUUUUCAUUGACAGCUCUGAUCAUCCUCACCAUGUGAAAUGGGGUUUGUGGGUUGUCCAUAGGCUAGUGCUUACUGCAGUGUAUGGCCUCAUAUUGUUCAUGUACCACUCUAAGUGGAGAGAAAGAUUACCUGCAAGACCUGCAUUCUACAAGUAUAUCAUUAUCAUGUUUACCUUGAAUGCGAUGUCACUGUUUGCUUGCGGGCUUCUUGGGAAUGGAGCUAGUUUUGGAUUCUGGUUGUAUGGUGCCACAAUUGUUUGUUAUCAUGCCUUCUAUCUUCCUCUUAUCUACUUAACAUUCUUGGCGGACUUUUUCCAGGAGGAAGAUUUGCAUUUGGAGAAUGUAUAUUACUCAGAGAUGAAAGAUGCUGGAUUUUUUGAUGGAGACUGGGAAUGAUGCAGAAGCAACUUUUUGAAUCAUGAGACAAUCAGGUUAUUAGAGUCUGUAAAUAGAAGUAAGUAGAUCUUAAAGGCAAAAUGCCUGGAUUGAAGAGAUGCUUCAUUAACUUUGUAUGUACUUAUGUUGCUUUUGGCAAUCACAAAUCUUAUAAUGUAGAUUAGGUCUUGGAUGUCCUAUUAUAUAUCAUGGUGCCCGACUCUAUUAUUUGUGCUAUGCAUCAGUUCCGGGUCUCUCAGCUAUGGUUUUUAUUGAUUUUUCUAAAUGUGUAAUUACUAAUUAAUAAAUGAGGCUUGAAAAGUUCUUGAAAGCCUUAAAAUAGUAGGAGUCA